Gymnodraco acuticeps is the source of this 2299-nucleotide messenger RNA. RefSeq names its product interleukin-1 receptor type 2. Gene Ontology annotation, molecular function: interleukin-1 receptor activity. Lineage: Eukaryota; Metazoa; Chordata; Actinopteri; Perciformes; Bathydraconidae. The record is from RefSeq and is a predicted model, not a curated record. The coding region runs from base 524 to 1792 and encodes 422 amino acids. The transcript is spliced from 10 exons.
GUGAAGUCACCCUGAAAACAAAUGACAUUGAAAAUAUCUAGAGACUACAAGUGAAUCACAACAUAUUGAUUAUUAUUCUCUCAUGUGUAGAUAAUUGUAUGUUUUUGUGCUUAAACACACAAGUGAGUCCAAUAUUGACGCAAGAGGCAGAUGAUGCCAGAGGAAGAGCCACAACACACACUCUCAAGCUAGACAGCUGUCUUUUUUCAGAAUGAACCUGCAGGAAACAACUGUGUGUGUGUAUGUGUGUGUGUGUGUGUGUGUGUGUGUGUGUGUGUGUGUGUGUGUGUGUGUGUGUGUGUGUGUGAUGUAUGUGUGUGUGUGCUGAGCAGUGGUGAGCUGUACGUACACUGCGUUACAUUGGGAAACCUGAGAAAUUUCCAUUUCAGAGGGGGUGGGAACAUUGAAAAGAGAACACAGGUUCCCCCUGAGCCGGCAGGGAAGAGACCACAGGCGACACCAGACACACACCGACACACACACACCUGCCUGUCAUCACCGUCACCUGUACACCACUGCCGCCAUGCUGCACUCAGGGUGGAUGUUCGCUGUCAUCUUCAUCCAAAAUGUCGCUGGACUUCCUCUACUACCUCCUCUGACUGUGAAAGCAGACGGCUGCUUCCUGGCUACUGAAGGUGAGGUGGAUGUUUUUGUGUUGGAGGGCGAGGCUAUAAUCCUCUCCUGCCCAAUAUUUGACAGAGUGCUCGAAGUACGCAACAUCGCCCCCCCAAACGCAAACUACAUCAUCACCAAGGACAAUGGGACGGAGGGCGUGUCCUUUCAGGGCGAGGGCCGUGUUCAGCAGAGGGACAAACUGCUGAGGUUUCUCCCAGCACAGGCCUCCGACUCAGGGUUAUACAUCUGCACCUACAGAAAUGAAACGUACUGUGUGACUGGGAAUAUAACGCUAAAGGUUUACGAGGCCAGGUCUGUUGUCAUGGAGAAAGUCACCAACGGAGUAGAAGUCCUCGUGGGAGAGAAUCUGAGAUACGCAUGUCCGUCUCUGGACGACUUCAACGACACGGAGACACUGAUCGGGUGGAACAAGGACUCGAAGAGAGGCGGCCCCUUCAGCCAGUUCAGAGGGAGACUCAUCAUCCCUGCUGUGAGGCGUUCACACGCAGGUCUGUACACCUGCCGGCUCACUGUGACCAUCGAUGAGCGGCCGUACAAAGUGAGCAGGAGCAUCGCGCUAAUCGUGAGAGGUGUAGAUCCUGAAACUCCCAGCACCCCCUCCCCCACUUUGCUCCACCUCUCCUCCACCUCUCACCCAGAGAUACUCAGCAGCAGCACUGUUCACACUCCAGCGAUUCGACCGCCUGUGAUCGUCUCGCCGAAGAAUGGAACUGUUUUUGAAAGUCUGCACGGUUCAGAACUGGAGCUGUUCUGUAAGGUUCUCACUGGCUGUCAAACAGCAGAGUCCACUGUGGUCACAUGGCUCGUCAACGGCCAAUCAGUGGAGUCCUCAUACCUUGAUGGACGGGCUCUGCAGGGCGGAAGGAGGGUAACCAGGGAGUCUGAAGUGUGCCAGGUUGAGUUGAGGCUUCUUGUAGCGAUGACGGACGAAGACGUGAACACGGAGCUGAAAUGUGUCGCUCAGAACGAAGGAGGGAGACAGGAAGUGGUCGCACUGCUUCAACUAGAGGACUCCUCGUUCACCUGGCUGGUCGUUGCCGUGGUAGCCGCGUCCUGCUUCCUGACCGUGGUUUCCAUCUUCCUUUACGUCCUCUUCAAACCUAAAAGGACAAAGAAGAUGGAUUACUUCCUGACUCGGCAGAACAGCACCUUUUAGCACGCGCUACCUCCACAAUCUCAAAAAGACCGUCUUUGAUGAGUUCGCUGUUACAUUACAUCACAUGCAUUGUGUGCAUGUGAUGUUGUGCAGUGACACCUGUUGGUGAUCUACACUCCUUCUGCAGGGACAUUAUAUUUUAAACCAGUGGCUGCACUUCCUUUUAUACAUAACCCACAAAACUGAUGCUACUCAAAAUCACAGCAGAACUUCUAAUAUAGGGUUAAAGAGGCCUUAUUAUGCAUUUUGGGUUUCCCCUUUCCUGUAGUGUGUUAUAUAGGUUUUAGUGCAUGUAAAUGGUCUGCAAAGGCUAAAAUCACUGUGUUCCCUCCAUUGGACUCCUUUGUUUACUUUCAAAACAUAGUGACACUUUGCAACACUCGGGAUUCUAUUAGCUAGCGCUCCAACACAUUGUACGUGAUAAGCAAAGGGGCGGGACAUCUCUAAGCGGUUGACCAAUCACAACAGAGCCGGCCAGAUAACCAAUCAGAGCAGACUGGGCUCUGG